Molecule: messenger RNA, 2033 nt
Organism: Sapajus apella (tufted capuchin)
Lineage: Eukaryota; Metazoa; Chordata; Mammalia; Primates; Cebidae
Gene: TUBA8
Product: tubulin alpha 8
Exons: 5
Coding region: 666-2015 (449 amino acids)
Biological process (GO): microtubule cytoskeleton organization; mitotic cell cycle
Cellular component (GO): microtubule; cytoplasm
Molecular function (GO): structural constituent of cytoskeleton; GTP binding
Source: RefSeq, a predicted model, not a curated record
GGGUAAAAACUGUAGCAGGCUUGAGGACCCGCCUGUACUAGGAGCUCUGUGUGUGCCACCUCGUUUCCGUCCCCAGCAGCCAGGCGGGCCUUGGCGGCAGGAGGCACUGGCUUUGGGAGCAGGGGUCCUGCAGCUUGCCAAGCGCACACGGUUCUAGGGCGACGGGCUGAGUCUGCAGCUGCGCCCCUCGGGUCCCUGCAGCUCUCUGUGGUCACCUACACCCCAGUCAGGAGCCUUUCCAGCGGGCCGGAGGAGAAUGGAAGUUUGGGGAGACCCGCGCGGUUCGCCUGGCCACAUUUUGCAUUGCCUUCCCCGGCAGCUGGGGUCACGAGGGCUGCUCUCGCGGGCUGUGUUGGAACGUGGACACGUGCGCUUUGGUAAUAGGGCCGCCUCCCCCGCGGGCUCGGUCCCCACCGCGAGCGCCGCCGGCUGCGGAGGCGGGACCGAGGACCCGGAGAUUUGAGCCGGGGGUGGGCGGGGAGGGGCCUUUGUGACCUGCCCGCCCCUCUCCGGCACUGUGAUGCCGGGGGGCAGCUGCGGGCCCUGCGCGCCAGUCCCCAGCGCCCCCCCUCCCGGCGUGUCACAGCGGCGGAGGCGUCUGUAUCUGGAGCAGUCAGGGCGGGCAGGCCCAGCUGGGACGCGCGCGGGUGAGGACAGCGGCGGCGAUGCGGGAAUGCAUAUCAGUCCACGUGGGUCAAGCAGGAGUUCAGAUUGGCAAUGCCUGCUGGGAGCUCUUCUGUCUGGAACAUGGCAUCCAGGCAGAUGGUACUUUUGACACUCAAGCCAGCAAGAUCAACGAUGAUGACUCCUUCACCACCUUUUUCAGCGAGACUGGCAACGGGAAGCACGUGCCCCGGGCCGUCAUGAUCGAUCUGGAGCCGACUGUGGUGGAUGAGGUCCGGGCAGGAACCUACCGCCAGCUCUUCCAUCCAGAGCAGCUGAUCACAGGAAAGGAGGAUGCAGCCAAUAACUACGCCCGGGGUCACUACACGGUGGGCAAGGAGAGCAUCGACCUGGUGCUGGACCGCAUACGGAAGCUGACAGAUGCUUGCUCUGGCUUGCAGGGCUUCCUGAUUUUCCACAGUUUCGGUGGGGGCACCGGCUCCGGCUUCACUUCUCUGCUGAUGGAACGCCUCUCCCUGGAUUAUGGCAAGAAAUCCAAGCUGGAGUUUGCCAUCUACCCGGCCCCCCAGGUCUCCACGGCAGUGGUGGAGCCUUACAACUCCAUCCUCACCACUCACACCACACUGGAACAUUCAGAUUGCGCCUUCAUGGUGGACAACGAAGCCAUCUAUGACAUCUGCCGCCGGAACCUCGACAUUGAGCGCCCCACCUAUACCAACCUCAACCGCCUCAUCAGCCAGAUCGUGUCCUCAAUCACUGCUUCUCUCCGCUUCGACGGGGCCCUCAACGUGGACCUCACUGAGUUCCAGACCAACCUGGUACCCUAUCCCCGCAUCCACUUCCCGCUGGUCACCUACGCACCCAUCAUCUCUGCCGAGAAAGCCUAUCAUGAACAGCUCUCCGUGGCCGAGAUCACCAGCUCCUGCUUUGAGCCCAACAGCCAGAUGGUGAAGUGCGACCCCAGACAUGGCAAGUACAUGGCCUGCUGCAUGCUCUACCGGGGCGACGUGGUGCCCAAGGACGUGAAUGUCGCCAUUGCUGCCAUCAAGACCAAGAGGACCAUCCAGUUUGUAGACUGGUGUCCCACAGGCUUCAAGGUGGGCAUCAACUACCAGCCCCCGACCGUGGUCCCCGGGGGAGACCUGGCCAAGGUGCAGCGGGCUGUCUGCAUGCUCAGCAACACCACGGCCAUCGCGGAGGCCUGGGCCCGCCUCGACCACAAGUUCGACCUCAUGUACGCCAAGCGGGCCUUCGUGCAUUGGUAUGUCGGAGAGGGGAUGGAAGAAGGAGAAUUUUCUGAGGCCAGGGAAGACCUGGCUGCUUUGGAGAAGGAUUAUGAAGAAGUGGGGACUGACUCGUUUGAAGAAGAGAAUGAAGGGGAGGAGUUUUAAAUAUAUACCUUCCCCUUG